UGUUGGUAGGAAUUGGUAAUAGUGCAGUGAUGGUACUACUGUUUGUUGCUUUGCGAGAAGAGCCGUCUAUUUGAUAUUAAUCUGAAGUAUCUGGACCUCUCUCUCGAAUGAUCGUAUGACGUACUUAAAUGUUCCAUUGAUAUCCGCGAGUGUGCCUUCGACGAGAGGUGGUCGUAAAUAUCGUAAUGUCCGCGACUUGAUUUGCAGACGAAGGCCUACGUGAGGCGACGUGGAGAGGCGAGAGCGAGUGCGAAAGAGAGAGGUGGUUGGAUAGAAUACGAUACGAAGCGCGAUUAAUAACGUCAUCAUUGUCAUCGUCAUCGAAGUUUCAGCUGCGCUUGUUCGUUCUCAAGACAGCGAGAGGCUAGUCUUGCGGGAGUUGUGUGCGUGAUAUCGCAUACAUUCGUGCGUGAGUAUCGCGAGUGGGUGGGCGAGGCGUGUUUUCUCGCUCUGGUUCUCCGCACGCUCUGUCGAGGUAUAUCUUCGCGACGGGCACUCGCUCUGCUCGCUCGCUCGCUUGCGCGCGUGCGCUCUCUCUCUCUCUCUCUCUCUCUCUCUCUCUCUCUCUCUCUCCCUCUCCCCCCCUCUCUCUCUCUCCCGUGUAUCUGUGGUGUGCGCCGCGCGUGGUGUGCGGGAGUGCGUGCGUGAGGUUGCACUCCGAGGCAGCAGCGGUGCGUCGAUCGUGCGGAUUGGCAGCGAUGAGCGACGACAGGAGCGAGGAUGAGCCGCUCAUGGACAGCUUCAAUUGGUACAGCAACUGGGAGCAGCAGUGCGUUGAGGCACUCGAGUCCGAACCCGAUUAUGAGAAUCAGCUGCAUAACGAGAAGGAGCUCUACUCACAGCAGAUGUGGACGAAGUUUCAGACCACCGCUUCGGCCAUCGCCCAGUUGUACAAAGACCGCACAUUGGGUGUCUCACUAUGGGUGCCCUUUCAGACGGCCGCAGGUACCGUCACAUCAUUGUACAAAGAUUCAGUGGAUUGUAUGAGGCGAUGUAGCGAUUUGGGAGUGGAAAUGGGCAAGCAGAAACGUUGUAAAGAAAUAAUGAAUUGGGCUAGGAAAAAAAGACGUAUGAUUCGCAGGGAAGAUCUUCUUGCAUAUCUCGCUGGAAAACCACCUCCACCUCGUUCGCAUCCACACAGAAGUUCACCUAAACCGCGUAUGAUGGUAUGCGGUUCUCCGUCGUCGCAAAGUCAAACGCCGAGUAUGAUGAUUGCUCCUGCGCCGACAACAGGCACUGAUCCAGAUCCUGAGUUGCACACAUUUAGAGAAGCAUUGUCGGGUUCUCCAGUGUCUCGACGUGGCGGAAGACAAGCCGAACUGUCGGCUUUUAUUAGCAACGAAUUGGCUCGGCAUCAUAAACGGCCUGCUUCGCAUGACGUGGAUAUGGGAUCACCCACGCACAAACGUAUGCGUACUACACUGUAACGGCGCGCGACGCGUACGGUAGCUUUACUCCCUCGUUCCCUGUUAAUUAAUCGACCUGAUUAAUGACUAAUAGCUCAGCUCCCCUACAUAACUCCUGGUUAUGUGUAAUCAUUUGAGGGAAACGGUAGUGGUUCAUACUGCCAGAUAAGCACGUUCGUAUGUGUCUCCUGCAGCUUUUACUGCAAAUCUCGAUUUAUAUAUAACAUUCAAAAUUACUUAAUCUCAUUAAUAACUAUGUAGAGUGCGUAUAUCUGAUGCAUAAAAUGAUGUAUUUUUAGUCUUGCACGCACAUAAUAUAUUUAUGGGAUAUUUAUUUUGCGUGUAUUGGCAAAUUAAUUAAUUGUAUUUACGCUGUAAAAGUUUUAUUUUUUUUGUAUGCGAUUUCAUGACAUUUGGAUCUCGAAAUCUUGUACAGUAUAAAUGUAUAUAUGUAUAUGAAAUUAUGUAUUUUUUGUUUAUCGACACAAAAUUAGUGAGAGCACACGAACGUGUCUUAACAACUACUGUUUAAAGUGCCCCCACACACACACACACACACACACACACAAACACACACACACACACACACACACAAAACACAAUACAACACAAUGAUCGGUCUGACAUUACGUGCAAGAAUUUGUAUAUGAGACUGUCAUUUUGUCGAUCAAUUUACGAGGAAUUUUUUUAGCCAGAUAUGUGACAUCCGAAACGUUAAGUCUUUAAAUGUUAAUACAUAUAUUCGAUAUAUGUAUCAAAAUUUGUAACGACUGAGAAGCAUUCUAAUAUUAUCUAUCAAUCAAUAUUGUUGAUAAUUUAAUGUUUUCC
Messenger RNA from Atta colombica, 2234 nucleotides. RefSeq names its product UPF0472 protein C16orf72 homolog. The transcript has 5 exons. The coding region runs from base 699 to 1427 and encodes 242 amino acids. NCBI's taxonomy places the organism in Eukaryota, Metazoa, Arthropoda, Insecta, Hymenoptera, Formicidae. The record is from RefSeq and is a predicted model, not a curated record.